AUGCAUGUUGAAACUGUUGGCCAAGAGUGUGAAGGGGGUACCUUUGGUCUUGAUUGUGUUCAGCAAUGUCAUUGUGCUCCAGAGGCUUGUGAGAUGGAGAGGGGUCUUUGUAAGGGACAAUGCAUAGAUAGCUGGAUUGAACCUUACUGCAGUCAAAGAAUAUCUAGAUUAGUUCCAGUGAGAGUGAAUCUAUACCAACCAUCUAGCUUUACAUGUUAUGUGGAGGGUAUCCCACUUCCUGGUGCAUCCUCAGUUAAUCUUUACAGACGUACUGGAAGCACCUAUAACACAACAGGAAUCACCAGGGGAUCAAGCACUGUCUCAGGGUCAGAACGAGCUGUUGUCUUUGAUGUUGAUAGUGUGUAUCCACAGGAAGAUGGGGAAUACGUUUGCGUUCUUAAUGUUGAUGGUGUAGGCCAUCCCGGGACGCCUAUUACCAACGCAACCUAUGUUCUGCCAGUCAUAGAAAAAGCACCAGUGAUAGUGAGUACUACGUCAACUACAGUAGGUCUUCGAUGGAAUGCAUGGUCUGAAGAAGAUGGCCUAGGUGAUCCUCCUCUUGAAGGAUAUGAUGUCUUUGUAGAGAAUGAUGGUGACUGGGUAGCGGAUCAGAGAGUGGAGCAACCCACAACAUCAGCCAUCGUUAGUAACCUGACACCCGACACAGAUUACAGGUUUCGUGUAGCAGCAGUGAGGGAAGGAACAGGUGGAACAGGACCCGGGUCUCCUAGGAGCGACACAAUAACUCUCUGUAGAAAACCCAGUGCUUCCCCAACUGGACUACAAGUUUCAGCCAUCAACCCUAAAGAGCUAGAUGUGACAUGGGAGGUAUGA
Messenger RNA from Strongylocentrotus purpuratus (purple sea urchin), 834 nucleotides. RefSeq names its product receptor-type tyrosine-protein phosphatase mu-like. The transcript is spliced from 5 exons. Lineage: Eukaryota; Metazoa; Echinodermata; Echinoidea; Camarodonta; Strongylocentrotidae. Bases 1 to 834 code for a protein of 277 amino acids. Gene Ontology annotation, molecular function: protein binding. The record is from RefSeq and is a predicted model, not a curated record.